CAGAGAUUGAUCAUGAACGUCCCUUAUUACAAAACAUCUUGCAGAUCCAUUUGAUCAGAAUCCGGCGGCCAGGACCGACUACACACGAGAACCCACUUAUUUUAGUAUCUCGCCUGUCAGGAACAUGCAUACCUUAUGAACAUAUAAAUGCUGGCUCAUGCCAGCAGUUGGACUCCCGCAGCCCCUUUGGAUUUCAGCGGAUCGCACACUACCACCACUACUCCAAUGUACACUCCAAGCACUCUCAAGCCAGCUGAAGUGGCCGUUGCUCUGGUUGAGCAAGCUGUAGCCAAGCACAACACGCGGUUGGACAAGACCUUCUUCAAGGCGGUUCUUGCCGGUGUUAUGUUGUCCUUCGGUGGACUCCUUGAUCUCAUCAUUAGUGGUGGGUCUGCAGGUCUGACAGCUUCGAACCCUGGAAUUGUCAAGGUCCUCGGCGGUCUCGUAUUCCCUGUCGGACUCGUUAUGAUUGUGCUCCAAGGUCUUGAUCUGCUCACGAGCAAUCUCAUGAUCUUUCCCAUGGCUGUAAUGAAAAGAGCGAUUCCCUGGUGGAGCAUACCCGUCAACUGGAUUGUCGUCUUUUUCGGAAAUCUUGUUGGCAGUUUGUUCUUUGCAGCAAUCCUUGCGAAAUACGACGGACUCAUGGUAGAUGAUCCAUAUGCCUCAUACGUAAGGACAUUCGCUAUUACGAAAGCUAUCACACCUGGCUGGUAUCAGAUUUUCCUUCGCGGCAUUGGUUGUAACUGGCUUGUUUGCAUAGCCGUUUGGCAAGGAGCAGGGGCCAGAGAUACUCUUUCGAAGAUUGUCUCUGUCUGGUUCCCCAUCUUUGUCUUCGUGGCUUGCGGGUUCGACCACGUUAUCGCAAAUAUGUUUUCACUUUCGCUGAGCAUUAUGCUUCACUCUGAGCUUACGACCGACCUGUACAUUCGCAAGUCGUUGAUUGCGUCUUUGAUUGGCAACAUCAUCGGAGCUCUCUUCGUGGGUUUGCCAGCUGUGUAUUUCUAUCUUGGUGACUGGCAUGCCGACUCGGAUGGCAUGCGUGAUGUCGAGGAGGCCCGCAUAGAGCGCAAAACCUCGGCGCCUAGUGACUCAGAAAAGACCGCAUAGGCGGGCGAACACUGGGACACUCCUCAUUUCUCAUGCUUUGGACGACUAUCUAUGAAUACAUGCCAGGCAGCAUGAUUGACGGAGAAUCCUGGAGAUACGACUCAAACUACUGGAACGAAACGCGCUCAAUUCAUUCUCAGACGAUCCUCUACGGGUGGGUAUACGAUGGGAGAGGUUGGAGUGUAUGUGUCAUGAAACAUCGCAUUGUACACAGUUGUAGGGAGAGGCAGACGGAACGGAUCGUAAGAUAAUGUAUUGGACGAGUAUCGCAAGUAUUUAGCUUGCGGUAUGUCGAAAUUUUGGAUGUUUUGUGUACUCUACAGGAACUAUUAUUGCGUGUUGCCUGCACCACUAA
Molecule: messenger RNA, 1462 nt
Organism: Suillus subalutaceus
Lineage: Eukaryota; Fungi; Basidiomycota; Agaricomycetes; Boletales; Suillaceae
Product: putative formate/nitrite transporter
Exons: 12
Coding region: 148-1107 (319 amino acids)
Biological process (GO): transmembrane transport; nitrite transport
Cellular component (GO): membrane
Molecular function (GO): high-affinity secondary active nitrite transmembrane transporter activity
Source: RefSeq, a predicted model, not a curated record